AUGACUAGAACCACAACAACGAUAGCGACAGCGGACACGACUCCCCAGACGUCUUUCAAAACAGAAUCGUCUAUUUUCGAUCGCCCACCGGAGGAGCUCGUACGCCAGAUCCGGGACCAGCUAUUGUCCAGCGGCGUUCAGCUCAUCGAGUGGGGCGCAGAACUGCAGCUCCGACUAGGAGUCCCCGUCGUUCUCAAAGAUUUUACCUAUUUAGUAGCAGACGAGCAGCUUGAGAAGGCCUCAUCCAUCGUUUCAGAUUUCGGGCUCCCUCACUCAGAGCCUCCGCAUAUCCUCGCCGCGACCUCUGGCGAUCUAUACACUGAAGGUCGUCUACAUCACCUGACGAAAUCGACACUCAUGAGCACUGUCCAGUUCCUUCACUUGUUCCCUGCCUCCUUUGCCUCCUUCACAGCAUCAGAACUCGACCCCGCCCCCAACCACACAUCGUCAUCACUACCUAUCCUCAUUCCACGAGCGCCAGCGCUCUAUUCCUGCCUAAUACGCAUCAUGUCUCGCUAUCCUCGCAACUCGUGCGCUCGCUCAACUCUCGCGACCCAGCUCGCCAUGUACAUCAACUAUCACCUAUUGGGGUCUCGUCUCGAAGACGGCCAUGAGGACACAGAGGACGAAGAUUGCGAGCGGCCGAAGGAUUAUGGUCAUAUCGCAGACGCGAUCUCUCUUGUCCGUGGAUGGAUUUGCGGAAGCGAAUGGCGUGCGGGUGACGAGUGGAUGGGGGAUGCUUUGGUUGCAAUCAUCUCAGGCGAGGGUGAUACCAGGUUCCUCCCAUGGAAAGCGAAGAACGAGUCGGAGAAAGCGAAGAUGUUAAAUAGGAAAAUGUACGGCAAGUGUGAUGGACAGAAGAAGAGUGCACCGCGGUCUCACUCGCCUUCCGACAGGUCUACAGCAUCGUCAACGCUUCCCACAUUCUCCUCCGCUGCGCUAUGCAAAUCCCUACCCGAUGAACCGAUCCACCUAGGCCGAGGAGGAACAGUAGAGAGCGUAUGCUAA
Molecule: messenger RNA, 1008 nt
Organism: Stereum hirsutum FP-91666 SS1
Lineage: Eukaryota; Fungi; Basidiomycota; Agaricomycetes; Russulales; Stereaceae
Exons: 2
Coding region: 1-1008 (335 amino acids)
Source: RefSeq, a predicted model, not a curated record